AUGCUCUUCGCCGGAUUUCCUCUAGUCGGCGGCGACCAACUCCUCCUCCACUGUAGGAGCCAUAGGCUACUCUUCCACACCUUCAAACCGAUCGUAAUUAGUCCCUUCAUAGUUCGAUCAUCCUCUUCAAGCAUUAAAGAACUCGACACUUCAUCAUCAUCGGAGGCGGAAGAUGACCGGAAAUUGAGUUCCACGCUUAGCGGUUCAGUCUCCUUCCCUCCGGUUAAGGUCGCAAAGCGAGUGGUUUUGGUGAGGCACGGACAAAGCACAUGGAAUGCAGAAGGUAGGAUCCAAGGGAGCUCCGAUUUCUCGAUUCUUACUCAGAAAGGAGAGGCUCAAGCCGAGACUUCCCGCCAAAUGCUUAUCGAUGACUCAUUUGAUAUAUGCUUCUCCAGUCCCUUGAGAAGAUCAAAAAGAACUGCUGAAGUCAUAUGGGGUUCUCGCCAAGAGGAAAUCCUCACUGAUUCAGACUUGAGGGAGAUUGACCUAUACUCAUUUCAAGGUCUCCUAAAGCACGAAGGCAUAUCAAAAUAUGGUGAAGCUUUUGCUCAAUGGCAAAAAGACGCUCCAAAUUUCAACAUAGAUGGUCAUUAUCCCGUAAGAGAAUUAUGGGAUCGUGCUUCAAACUGCUGGAACAAAAUUUUAAUCCAUGACAGCAGGUCUGUUCUUGUGGUUGCUCAUAAUGCUGUUAAUCAAGCUCUUGUUGCUACAGCAAUGGGCUUAGGAACAGAGUACUUCAGAAUUUUACUUCAAAGCAACUGUGGUGUAAGUGUGCUGGAUUUUGUCCCACAUCCUGAAGGUGGAUCUCCAUAUAUUUGUCUUAACAGAUUAAAUCAAACUCCAAGCUCCCCCAUUGCUUCCGGAAGCUCUGCAGGAAGGAAAGCUAGUAACCGAAUUGUACUUGUCUGCCAUGGAAUCCCUGAGGGUAGUGAUUCUGAAUCUGAUAACAGUGACAUGCCUAUGGACAUGCUUGGAACUAUACAGUCACAAAAAACAGCAGAAUUGCUUCUUGAUUUGAAGGUGAAAUCAAUAGUAAGCAGCCCUAGAAUCGCGCCAACCGAAACCGCUAAUGCAAUCGCUCGUGUUCAAGAAGCUGCUGAUUGUCUAGGUGCUGAUUGUGUGCCAAGAUAUGUUGAAACAAAGCAGAUGAAAGAACUUGACAUUCAAGACAUUCUUAAUCGUUCAAAAAAGGAAUCGAUUAAGGCAUCAAGUCUAGAAUCGGGGUGGGUGAAUGAAAUUGAAGAGGGAUUAUUGAGGGAAAUAUGGGAGAAAUCAGGGAUAGCGUGGAAAUCGGUGUUGGAUGAGUUAUGUAAGGAAUCUGAAGCAGAAAACGUCGUCGUAGCAGUUGGACAUCCGAUUUUUAACAUCGGGUUAUUAGGUCAUUGCUUAAACCUAACGAACGAGUGGAUGGGAUCGUUUCAUCUGGACGCCGGUAGCAUUAGCGUCAUCGAUUUCCCCGACGGCACCGCCGGAAGAGGCGUUGCCCGGUGCAUAAACUACACCGCUCAUCUUGGACGGUGGUCGAUCCCCAUUACUAGACCUACGCAAGACGAUGAAGAAUUCUAGGCUCGAUAAUGUUUGUAAAUGCGAAGAAAAUAUUGUUCUAAUGAAAAUGAAGCCACUGUAAAAUCGAAAAUAGUGGUUUUUUUUUAAUCGUCCA
Messenger RNA from Lactuca virosa, 1660 nucleotides. The record is from the annotation of a GenBank genome assembly. Lineage: Eukaryota; Viridiplantae; Streptophyta; Magnoliopsida; Asterales; Asteraceae.